Prunus armeniaca (apricot) is the source of this 4044-nucleotide messenger RNA. The record is from the annotation of a GenBank genome assembly. NCBI's taxonomy places the organism in Eukaryota, Viridiplantae, Streptophyta, Magnoliopsida, Rosales, Rosaceae.
AUGGAAACGAUCACAGAAUGGUUCAUUGCAGGAAUACCUGGUGCUCAGCCAUUGGGAUCCUCAACAACGGAGACGGAUUGGAAAGCUAUGGGACAGUAUAUAGAGAUAGAUGAUGCUGAUCAGGAGUGGACGGCUUCCGAUGCUGAUCAGGAGUGGACUGCUUCCAAUGCUGAAGAACUGGAAAAAUAUAGUAUUUAUCGUUAUCAUUUUGAUAGAAGUCUGGAUAAUUUGGCCAACCAGAAGGAGGUAACAACAACCAAGCUGGCAUUCCUUGAUUCCAUUCUCCAUGAUGCUCAUGUUUAUAUCUUAGUUGUUGUAGACCUUAUACUGAUUUAUGUAAACCAUACAUCCCUGUAUCGGGUGCUACUGAUUUCGACGCUUGCAAACAAUUAUGUGCUCAUAUGGGUGCCCUUGUGUGCCUCUCUAAUCACCCUAUUGUUCCUCUACUUGUAUAUCAACCACUUUCCGUUUCUGUUCUUGGAGGAAGACAUCAAAUGGAUUCGAAAAGAGUCACGGUUACUAAGUGCUACUUCGGAGGAUGCAGAAGAAGUUAAGCGUUUAUGCUUUAAGAUAGACGCCAGGGCACAUCAAAUCUGGGACUCUAUUUUCCCUAGUAAAGGAACCGUUCCUGGACCAGAGGAAACUGAGGUACAACUGGUGGACAAAACCGUAACUGUGGCUGGACUAGAUGAAAUUGAGGCAAAAUGGGUGGACAAAAUUGCAUCCAUUGUAAAAAAAGCACAAGGUUUGGUUAAAACGUUUGAGGAAAAGAGACGAGACUCCCAUAGACUUGGAAUAUUUUUUGGGAUGACUGCAAAGAAUUUCGAGCAGACAGAUAAGCUUUUUAGUAUAACUAAGCAGGUAAAGGAGGAAAUAAAAAGCAGCAUUGUGAUGAAGAAGGAAAGUGGGAUUAACAUAUGUGAAUCCCUGGAUAGAUUAAAGUCUAAUGCUAGAAGGCUGCUGGAAAGACCUUUUGAUGAACAUGAAAAAAGAUGGGUAAACUCCGGAGAACGAGUUGAAUCUGCAGCUGCAUCGGCUUUCUCUACUGUAGAGAAAAUAAAUAGUAUACUCAUUCAAAACCCAGAUUUAAUGCCAGACAGGAGUAGAACUGGAGAGCAACUACAGUCAACAAAUCUGCAAUUGCAACUGCUACAUCCUUUUCUGAAAGAUAUACAAGGAAUUAACGAAUUUGAGAGCGCAAUUGAGAAGGCCUGGGUGGAGGAAGUGGAAGAGAUCAUUGAUGAAGCACAUCCUGCCAUUGAAAACUUCUUACGGACACCAUCCAAUAGAUUUAGGUGGCUAUCAUAUAUCAGCAGUUGGAGGGCAAGGAGAAAGCUCGAGGGGGACCUAAGGGGCAUCAACGUUGGGUUCACACAAGCUUUAGAAAGGAAGGACAGGUACGGCUUCAAAUUUAUAAGAAGAAUUUCUAAUUCAUCAAAGAUUGUCUAUCAAUCCCCAGAUCAGACCGCAGAUGAGAAUAGUGUUUCAUCUGUAAUAGACAAGAUGCGCAACUACCUCAAAGAGAAGCCAAAUGUAUUCCGUGAAGUAUUUUUUGAUGUCAAAUUGCUUUGCAAUGAACUGGAAAUCAUGCAUAAACUUGUAGGCGGUGCAGGAAUGAUUGGAAGGAGAUACAAUUCCAGAGUCGCUUGGUUGGAGCAAGUGAGGAAAAUUGUUCAAAGUGCAGAUGAAUCUGUGGUAACCUUUAUGAAGAUGAAUUCAGGUUCAGAAGAAGACAGAGAUGAGAAAAAGCUUAAGAAUUCUGGAAGAAAGCUUUCCCUUGAAAUCAACCAGAUUAAUCAGACUAUCAAUCUUUUCUUGAGAUGCAUAAAAGCAUUCAGCAUUGAAUCAAGGGAAGACUUAAGCUCAGUGGUCGGUUUGGAAGAAGACAUAGAUGCAGUGGUGUCAAGACUGAGAACCAACAAUGAACACUGCUCUUUUGUUUCCAUAGUGGGGAUUGAGGGCAUAGGCAAGACAACACUGGCAAAGAAAAUUUAUAACCACGGAGUCAUCGUGGACCAUUUUCCUUGUCGUGCAUGGGUUUCUCUACCUCACGACUACUCCUACAACAAUAAACUGCCACUCUUGAAAUACGUUGCAAAGCAGGUCUUGAGCUCUCUUAAGUCAGAAGGGCACCAAGAGAUUAAUCCUGAUGCAUCCAACAGGAUUGACGAGGCACAUGGUAUUUUAAAAAAGAAUCGGUACCUUUUAGUUCUUGACAACAUCUCCACAAUGUACGAGUGGAGUACUCUGAAAGCAGCAUUUCCAUUAAGUACAUCAAGUGGAAGCAGAAUUCUGCUCACUACACGUAACCCCGAAGUGGCUUCACAAGUGGAUAGCGACAGCACUCCCCACCAACUUCCACGGCUAACCAAAGAAGAGAGCUGGCAGUUGUUUAGCCAGGUGGUGCACAUCCCUCCAAAAGGGAAAAUGCUAGCAAAAGAAAUUUUGAGUAAAUGUGAGGGUUUACCACUAGCCAUGGUACGUCUAAUGUCAGGGAAAGAUGAGACUACUGCUCAGGAGUUGAAAAAGGUGAUUCAAUACAUCAAACAGGAUGAUGAUACAUCGUCGUUCUGUAACUACACCAAAGAGUGCAUAAAUAAGUUUCCUGUUCAUCUUACCGAUUGUCUUUCUUGCUUCAAACUCUUCCCAAAGGACUAUAAAAUUCCGGUGAGGAGAUUAUUCGCUUUGUGGAUUGCUGAAGAGUUGGUAGAAGUAAGUGAACACAAGACAGACAAUCAUGAAUCUGACCCAAAGAAAAAGGCUGAAACUUACGAAGAAGCAGCGGAUGAGCAUCUAUCGGAGUUGAUUGAUCGUGACAUCGUUCACGUAGUUGAAAGAAAGCUUAAUGGGAAAGUCAAGACAUGUUGCUUGAACAAAGAUUUACAAGAAGUGAUCAGGUCACAAGCUAUGAGGUUAGAUUAUAGGCGCCUUGCUGAUCACGUAAACUGUAAUGAUCCAAGUUUUGAUCUUAUUCAUGGUGAAUGCUCCAAUUUUUCAAGAUCUUACACAGAUAUCAUUUCCAUUCUAUCCUUUGAUUCCCAAGAAGGAUAUAAACCUGGAGAAGACAUAGGCAACUUCCUACGAAGGGGCAUUGCAGGUGGUUAUUUCCUUCAGCUAAAGUUUCUUGAUCUUGAACGUGUAUUCAGACCUGAACUGCCCAACACCAUAGUAAAAUUAAGCAAUUUGAGGUAUCUAGGCUUGAGGUGGACUUCCCUUGAAUCAAUCCCAGAUUCCAUUGGUGAAUUGGUGAACCUCCAAACCUUGGAUGUGAAGCACACAUAUGUUCGCACUCUCCCCCGUUCAAUAUGGAAACUGCUCAAACUUCGACACCUAUACUUAAGUCAAAGGUAUCGAAGUAAAUUUAUGCGUCACCAAGGUCUCAAUUCUCUCAAGAAUCUCCGGACAUUAUGGGGUGUAUUUGUGGAUAAGCAUAGUCCCUUAAAGGAUGGUUUGGACAAGUUCAUAAACCUCAGAAAAUUGGGAUUGGCAUUCCAGUUAGAGAAGGAAGAGCAAAAAGUAUUAGCAGAAAGGAUCGUAAAGCUGAGCUACCUCAAGUCCUUAAGAAUGAGAUCAAUUGAUGAAAUGGGUGAACCCUGUCCUCUGGUGUUGGAGUCUUUGUCAGGCCUUGAGAAUCUCUCCAGCUUGAAUUUGUUUGGGAUGCUAGAAAAUCCUUCCAUCAUAGCUGGAUUUCCUAAAAACCUCAUUGAUCUAACUUUGUCAGCCUCUUCAUUUUCAGAAGAUCCAAUGCCCAAGUUAGAGAAGCUUUCCAACCUUCAAUCACUAUGUUUCUACUCCAACUCUUAUACUGGUACGAAGAUGGUUUGCUCCACCUGGGGAUUCCAAAAGCUUGUAGUGUUAAAGUUGUGGAAGCUAGAACGGCUAGAAGAUUGGGAUGUGGAGGAAAAGGCAAUGCAAAACAUCAGGGAGUUGGAGAUCAGAUCCUGCAAUAAGCUGAAGCUGGUAGUCCCUGCAGAAUUAAUCACAGGCAACAAUCAUCAAUCAUGCAAUGGUAACAUUGAUGCGCUUGAGGCACAGAGAACCUGA